AUGGUAACAAACCAAUCCCCUCUGCAAAUGAACUGUCUCACCCUGGAGCAAUACGCCAGACACUGGAUCUUCCCUAACACUGAAGACAGUCACCCCGAGAGGUAUUCCUCCCUCUUACCAAUGUCUCUCCUCACUGCUCUCACUGAUGUGGCUUUAGUUUUGUGUGUGGCAGACUCCUCCACCAUGGCCCCAGAGAAGGACAGCAAUGGCCUCGACAAUUAUGGUUUUGCCCUUGAAGGACGCUUUCGUGAUCUGCCUGACGACGACGCCGACAGCUCCGAGGAGGAGGACAACAACAAGCUGGCCUACUGCGUGACCGACGUGCCUCCCUGGUACCUGUGCAUCAUCCUGGGCGUUCAGCAUUGUCUGACUGCAUUCGGAGGCAUCAUCGCCAUCCCCAUGAUCCUGUCCCAAGGCUUGUGUCUUCAGCACGAUGGUCUCACGCAAAGCCACCUCAUCAGCACCAUCUUUUUCGUCUCUGGCGUCUGCACUUUACUCCAGGUUACAAUCGGGAUAAGACUGCCAAUCCUACAAGGUGGCACAUUCACAUUGCUGGCCCCAUCAAUGGCCAUGCUGUCUAUGCCCGAGUGGAAGUGUCCCUCCUGGACCCAGAAUGCAACUCUAGUGAAUACCUCAUCCCCAGAAUAUAUAGAGGUCUGGCAGAGUCGAAUGAGAGCACUUCAAGGGUCCAUCAUGGUGGGCUCGCUGUUCCAAGUGUUUGUGGGAUUUUCUGGUCUCAUCGGCCUUUUCAUGCGCUUUAUUGGACCCUUGACCAUCGCUCCCACCAUCUCACUCAUUGGACUGUCUCUGUUUGAUCCUGCUGGCACUAAUGCUGGUAAUCACUGGGGGAUUUCUGCCAUGACAACAUCUCUGAUCAUCCUCUUCUCGCAGUACUUGAGGCACAUCCCGGUGCCCUGUCCGUACUACAGCAAAGCCAAAAAACUGCACACCACUCGCGUAUAUGUCUUUCAGAUUUUGCCUGUCUUACUUGGAGCAUCCAUAUCUUGGCUCAUCUGCUACAUUUUGACCAAAUACAACGUCCUUCCCACGGACCCGGCCCAAUAUGGUUAUCUGGCCCGAACAGAUUUAAAAGGAGAUGUGAUGGCCCAGGCUCCAUGGGUCAGUUUUCCUUACCCUGGUCAGUGGGGAAUGCCCACAGUGAGCCUGGCUGGAGUGGUGGGCAUCUUGGCAGGUGUCAUCUCCUCUAUGAUUGAGUCAGUUGGGGACUACCAUGCCUGUGCCAGGUUGUCUGGAGCCCCACCGCCACCCAAACAUGCAAUAAACAGGGGCAUUGGUGUUGAGGGAAUAGGCUGUCUGCUGGCUGGAGCUUGGGGCACUGGUAACGGCACCACUUCUUACAGUGAAAAUGUUGGUGCUCUUGGAAUAACAAAGGUUGGCAGUCGCAUGGUGAUAGUGGCCAGUGGAGUCCUGAUGGUUGUUAUGGGGGUGUUUGGAAAAGUAGGGGCUAUAUUUACAACAAUUCCCUCCCCUGUGGUAGGCGGGAUGUUUAUGGUCAUGUUUGGUGUGGUUGCAGCUGCAGGAGUUUCAAAUUUACAGUAUGCUGACAUGAAUUCAUCUAGAAAUAUUUUUAUUUUUGGCUUCUCCAUGUUUUCUGGUUUGGUAAUACCCAACUGGAUUCUGAAAAACCCAAACACGUUGGCUACAGGUGUGAUAGAGCUGGACCAGGUCCUACAGGUGCUCCUGACCACAAGCAUGUUUGUGGGGGGAUUCUUCGGCUUCGUCCUUGAUAAUACAAUACCAGGUUCUAAACAAGAGCGAGGCAUCUUGGCCUGGAACAAGGCUCACGAGGAUGACUCGAGUAACACUCUGGAGAGUGGAGAGGUCUAUAAUCUUCCCUUUGGCAUCAACAGUCGUCUGGCUUCUACCUGGCUCCAGUACCUGCCCUUCUGCCCCCCCUCUGUCCCCCGCUCUAUGGAGGGAAGUGGGGCAGACAUCAAUGCCCUGGAGCCAAAGCACCAUCUGGGACACCCACAGCCUGCACCCAUCAUCCUCGCAGUGCCUUUGUGA
Messenger RNA from Knipowitschia caucasica, 2028 nucleotides. NCBI's taxonomy places the organism in Eukaryota, Metazoa, Chordata, Actinopteri, Gobiiformes, Gobiidae. The record is from the annotation of a GenBank genome assembly.